GUGAAAAGGUGCUAGCUAGCUUUUGGCUGAAUUCACCCUGUUCUUGAUUGUUUUUUCCCUUCGGCUCAAGCACACAGAGGACGGGAUUAGCUUAAGCUUGAAACAUCGUUGCUUUGACUAGCUCGCUUCUGCAGGAUGCCACACAAGAUCGGUUUUAUAGUUGUUAGUUCAUCAGGACAUGAAGAUGGCUUCAGCGCAAAAGAGCUGAUGGUUCACGCACCGACAGUGAAUGGAUGGCGAUCACCCAGACUCUGUCAGUAUCCACAGGAAAUUGUUCUGCAGUUGGUGGAGAGGUGUCGAAUACGAAAACUGCAGUUGCUUGCUCACCAGUACAUGAUUUCAAGCAAAGUUGAGUUCUACAUCAGUGAAAGCUUGCCUGAAUACUUUGCUCCUUAUCAGUCAGAGAGGUUUCACAGACUAGGUUACGUCCCUCUCUCGGACAAUGAAAAGACUGAUUUCAAAGCACGAGAGUUAAAAUCUGUGUAUAUGGAUGCAGUUGGCCAGUACCUGAAGCUGAUUUUCCAUAAAAAUUAUGUCAAUAAAUACAACUUAUACGGUCAGGUUGCCCUAGUAGCUAUAAACAUUAUUGGAGAUCCAGCAGACUACAGUAAUGACAGCAAUAAUACUCCUUCCAGAGAGAAGCUGAUAGACCACUACUUAGGAAUUAAAUCCGACGAUCCUGCCUUAGAUGGAACUUACCUUGGGAAACCUGACUCCAUUUCACCUCUGGAUGAUUUGGCUUUUGACAUGUACCAGGAUCCAGAAGUUGCUCAGAUAAUACGUAGACUGGAUGAGAAGAAGCGCGAAGCUGUCCAUCAUGAACGCUACGAUUACGCCAAGAAACUCAAACAAGCUAUAGCAGACUUGCAAAAGGUAGGGGAACGACUUGGACGGUAUGAGGUAGAGAAACGCUAUGCUGUAGAGAAAGAGGAUUAUGAUCUUGCAAAAAAGAAGAAACAGCAAAUGGAAGCGUACCGCCUGAAGGUGUAUCAACAACUGGAGCUCCACGACCUUCUGGAUGCAGAGCUGAUGAUUCGAAAACCACCUGAAUUGCCUUUGGAGUCUACAAUUUAUACUGACAAUUCUCAGCGCACAAAAGCUACAAAUUCACCUCCUUGUGAGCACACAGCACUGCAAAAAGGAGAGCCAUGGAAAGCAGAGCCUUUGCUGGAAGAGAAUUCAGCAGAUCCCACUUCUGCUGAGCCCGUUGUGCCCCAUCAGUCCCCUCUGCCUCCUGUGACUCAUCCCACAACCUCCAGGGAAGUGUUUCCCAAAGAAAAUGUUGAAUUUUUACCUUAUGAUGAGAGACCUCUUCCAGCUAUCUGUAAACAGUCUGAUGAAGCAAUUGCAUACCUUGAGCCAGAGAUGACUGAAGAGUAUAUCAACGAUACUCCGAGAAGUGGCAUUACUGGGGAACCAGAACCAUUAACUGAGAAGGCACUGAGGGAGGCCAGCCCUGCUAUUGAAGUUUUUGGAGAAGCUUUGGUUUCAGGAGCAUAUUCCAAAACUUGGUCGUAUCGAGAAGAUGCGUUACUGGCUGUAUAUAAGAAGCUGAUGGAAGUGUCAGUAAACACUCCAAAGGAUGAUUUAAAGAACAUGCUGAGGGCUGCCAUUUUUCUUGUAAGGAGAGCCAUCAAAGACAUAGUGUCUUCAGUUUUUCAGGCUUCCCUGAAACUUUUAAAAAUGAUCGUUACCCAAUAUAUACCAAAACAUAAACUAGGAAGACUAGAAACUUCUCAUUGUGUGGAAAAAACGCUUCCAAAUUUGCUGUCUAGAACAGGAGACUCUUCAUCCCGUCUUCGCCUCGUGGCUUCUAACUUUAUUCAGGAAAUGGCACUGAGUAGUGAAGUUAAACCUCUUCAGAUUGUUCCCGUUCAUUUGGUUCAACCAUUAAAACCGAACUCCCCAACACACUUGGCAAUGAGUCAAGUGGAAUUAGUGGAAUGCCUCCUGAAAGACAUGGGAACUGAAAACUCUGGGUUUACCAUCGGCAAUGUCAUGAAGUUUGCAACAGGAGCUUUGGAACACAGAGUUUAUGAAGUUCGUGAUGUAGCGUUGCGGAUUAUCUUUGAUAUGUACAGGAAGCACAGGGCUGCUAUACUGGAAUACCUUCCUCCAGAUGAUGCAAGCGUUCGCAAGACUGUUCUCUAUAAAACACUCUUUGACGGAUUUAGUAAAAUAGAUGGUAAACUUUCUGAAGCUGAAAUUAGGGCACAGAGAAAGGCAGUAACAGAAGAAGCAGAGAAACAGAAGAAGGAAGAAAUAAAAGUUCUGCAAGGUCAGCUGGCAGCUCUAAAGGAGAUAAAAGCAGAAGUUCAAGCUGGAAAGGAGAAAGAAUCUGAUUUUCAGAAGCCAAAGCAUCAAGGUUACCAGAUAAAUGAAAGCCCACAGCCUGCAGCAGCAGAGAUUCCAGAUGAUCAUUCCUCUGUUGCAAAUUACUUGGAUAACUUAUGCAUUUUUUGUGGUGAAAGGGAUGAAUCCUUCACGGAGGAGGGAUUGGAUCUCCAUUAUUGGAAACACUGCCCUAUGUUAACCAGAUGUGAGCACUGCAAACAGGUGGUGGAAAUAGCAAGCCUGACAGAGCACUUGUUGACGGACUGUGAUAAAAAGGACAGCUUUGGGAAAUGUCAACGAUGCAGUGAGGCCCUUCCAAAAGAUGAGUUGCCCAAACACAUUAAGAGCAAGACUUGCAAUUCUGCCAAACCAGAAAACGUGGCAAACCAUUGCCCGUUGUGCCAUGACAACUUUCCCCCGGGAGAGGAGGCCUGGAAAUCUCACCUAAUGGGCAAAGAUGGCUGUAAAAUGAAUCAACGGAGGUUAUCCAUGAUAAAUAAAACUCUUCUGGUGCAGCCUGGCAAAAUAGGUGGCCAGUAUUUAAGGAAACCAGGUCCUUCAGGAGCAAAAGCUCGACCUCCCUCUAUAGGAAGCAAGAUCCCAACCCCAAGAGGGGGCCCAAAUAAAAGCACUGGCAAAACGUACUCAAAGCGAUGACAGGACAAUGGUAAAAUAAACACUGGUGUGAAAAACACAGUGGAGUUUGUUCCUGUGCCAUGAAGUCUCCAGCAAAAUACUCCAGAGCAAAACUGUUGCACAGGUGCAGGGUCUGGCUAACAGAAGGAAGUUCUCCAAACUGUUGGGCUGGAAAUCUUAAACCAGCAAUCACGGUGCAUCAUUGUUAAAGGACGAACAGACUGUCAUCCCUGUCUCAUGGGCUUUUUUCUAUCCCAUCUCUUUCUCCGUACUGUACCUGAAUGUCAACCAAGUUGUUUUCGUCCAUCUGAACUGCAGAGACGACUCAAGAGCAGCCAGCGUCCCUGCGUGCAGGAAUUUGUCUGAUCUCAAGCGACUGCUUGGAGUUCCACCGCGCCAAGAGAGCAUUUAUAUAGAUUAUGCGGUUCCCAAGUACUGGAUAAGCAGAUAAGGUAUUUAAAUCCUAGAGACGUUAUCGCUAUCACUUCAAGAGAAAAAGUCACUUAUGUUAAACAUGUGAGUUACUUUCAUCGCACUUAUUUAAUAAAUUUG
This is a messenger RNA of Aptenodytes forsteri (emperor penguin), 3522 nucleotides long. It is a transcript of the gene CEP104, whose product is annotated as centrosomal protein 104. The transcript has 23 exons. Gene Ontology annotation, cellular component: cilium. Lineage: Eukaryota; Metazoa; Chordata; Aves; Sphenisciformes; Spheniscidae. Bases 136 to 2991 code for a protein of 951 amino acids. The record is from RefSeq and is a predicted model, not a curated record.